This is a messenger RNA of Pseudonaja textilis, 1062 nucleotides long. Lineage: Eukaryota; Metazoa; Chordata; Lepidosauria; Squamata; Elapidae. The record is from RefSeq and is a predicted model, not a curated record.
AUGGAUAUCCUGGAGUUGGAUGCCCAACACAAGAGGAAAGUUGCUGGCAACAGGAGAACCAUGCUGCUUAGGCUCCUGCCAUUUGUGGUCUCCAGCUCCGUCUACUUCAUUCUUUUGCUCCCUGAGCCCAGCUUGAAGAGCACUAUCAUAAAGUGCCUCCCCACGUUCUUCCUGGCGUUCUUUGUAGCCACUCAGUCCAAAAAUGGAGGUGUCUUCAAGCCGUAUUCCCGGUGGAUUUUCCAUGGUCUCUUGUUCGCAUGUUUGGGAGAUGCCUGCUUGGUAUGGCCAGAGUUCUUCCUUGCAGGAAUGGGUGCCUUUGCCAUCUGCCACAUCUGCUACAUCGCAGCCUUUGGCCUGGCUCCCCUUCAACCUCUCACCCUCCUGGUCAUCCUGGGACUCGUGGCUGUGAGUUAUGUGGUGAUCCUACUGCCCUGUUUGCCAGGUUUCUACACGUGGGCAGUGCUGUUUUAUUCAGGCCUUCUCGGCGUCAUGACCUGGCGUGCCCUGUCUUGCUCCAAAGGGCUGGCUUUAGCGGGCAGCUUGAUCUUCAUCACAUCUGAUCUGUUGGUUGCCUAUGACAAGUUCUGCACCUCCCAUCCUCUUGCCCGCAUCCUGUACAUGAGCACUUACUACCUGAGCCAAACCUUGAUUGCCCUCUCAACAAGCACUCCGAAAUUUUCCCGAAAGGAGAACUGAGUCUUGAAUUAGACUUCCGGGUUGUCCUUCAGCAUCAAAAGUGCCCCAGUCAUUCUGCCUCUCAAAUUCGCCCUUCUCAAGUUCAACUAACUUCUGGAUGGGUUGAAACUACAACUCCUAGGAUUGCCAGCUAGUUUGGGCCAACAACUGGGAGUAAUUGGCAGCAGCUACACCCAUAAUCCCCAGCCAGUACGGACUCUGUGGAUUCUCAAAAAUUGUAGGCUUCUAUUCAUGGAGGCCACCACGUUGGAAGAAGCCCUGAUCAGCUUUCUUUCAGAAGUUCUGAGUCCAGACAGUUCAAAGAACAGCUGAUGCGUCCUCCACAUUUCCCAUCUUCACAAUUUUCUUCCGAGGAGUGAUGAUGUU